Drosophila elegans is the source of this 3414-nucleotide messenger RNA. RefSeq lists its product as uncharacterized. The coding region runs from base 99 to 3413 and encodes 1104 amino acids. NCBI's taxonomy places the organism in Eukaryota, Metazoa, Arthropoda, Insecta, Diptera, Drosophilidae. The transcript is spliced from 9 exons. The record is from RefSeq and is a predicted model, not a curated record. Gene Ontology annotation, molecular function: microtubule binding; beta-tubulin binding.
CCAAACAACAAAAAUAUAUAUAAAAAAAAAACAAAAACAAAACCAAACAAAACAAAAAAAAAUCUUUAGGAGGAUAAUAACACUUUGGUUUCGACAAAAUGGUUAAGAUGGUUAGAGUAAGUGUUACACCUCCAAGCCACGGCCUCAUAAGCGAAUACGAAAUGAUGGAAAGGCAAAAGAAGUACACCAUACGGUUGCAAGAUAUUGCUGCUGCCUGUUCCAUCUUCAGAAAGUCACUUGAUCUGUUUAGAGACCAGGAGGAAGAACGAACAAAACAAGACCGAUGGGAGCAGUUUAUGCGAUGUGAUGGCCUGCCCAAGGCCAGAUCACCAACCGAGAUCCGAACUUUCCUGGCCAAGCUCCGUCACUUCGAAGAUAUCGAAUUUAAAAAAUCCAUCGAUUGGACUCUGCAAGUUGACGAACGUAGUAUUCUCACCCAAAAUAUUUAUCACAAGGACCAAACGCGCUCGACUCUGGAAAAACAGCUUGCCGAUAAUCCUGGCUCCUAUUUCGAGAAAAAUUUUAAGAACUGUCUGGACCUCUUGGCGCAGAUUGAUGCUCUGAUGGAUAACGAGGUGGAAAUGGACCGCAUAAAUACAAACGUACAAAUUGAUAUUAUGGAGGUUUAUACAGAGAUUCAACGGGAGAUCGAAAACCUUUUCGAUCGUCUUACUUAUCGGAUUUUGGGCAUGCAAAAGGUCUAUAUGAAAUCCACAAAUGGGAUUGUGGCUACGUGGAGCUACUCAAGUGAUCCAUGGUGCAUGGAUAUCUGGGGUCUCUUAAACGUUCCCAUUAUCUUUAAACAAAUGGAAGUCCCAGUUAUGAUGGCCGAAUUUGAGGCCACGGGUGUCCAGGUUCAAAUGCCGCUGAGUGUCCUGUGCGAUUGUCUCACAGUUCGCUGUGUGCACACCACGUUUGACCACCAUUCAGAGGACGCCAAGAGCUUCGAGCCGCCAGUGGUUGAUGCCACCCUAUUUCCCAAUGCUGGAAUUACAGAUAUGACAGAGUCGGUGGUUGGUGAGUGGCUGAUGCAGCAGGACAUACAGGUGGAAACCUUGGAUGCCAUGAACCGCAAACGUGAGGAGUACGAGGAACUAAUGCAGCUCAUUGCCGACCGGACCGAACAGGCUGCCAAGGAGGCAAAGUCCGGUAAGACCGCCGAUGGUGGUAAGCGCUUGAAGAUAGUCAUUCCCAAAACCCCAAAGGCGGUGCCCCUAGUGCCGCAAGGAAUGUAUCCCGAGGUAUACGAAGAGUUUCUCAUUCGUGAGGAGGCUCAGUUCAAAAAUUUUGUGGACAAUUUCUAUCAUCCGAACCAUCUAAACAUGAGAGCCGGGGAGGUAAAUCUUCGGGAGUGUAUUAUUAUUGGUGGAGUCUAUAACGUUACAUUUUUGCGGCGACCUGACCAACAGCAAUUCGAGAAGUUUAACAUUAUUUUGCAUGAGGAUGGACGCGUUUUAAAGGUCAUACCCGAUGUGGUGGCAAAACCUGAAAACGAUUUUCGCAGCUCAGGUGUCACCGAGUUCACUAGAAUGACUUUGAGUAGCACCCCCAUGAAGCUGCAGGAAAAUGAGCUGCCAUUCUUCAUCGUCACCGUGAAACUGCCGAAAGAUCUGUGCAGGUGGGGCAAACCUGAGGUGUGUCAUUACCUAAGGGAGAUGGAGACACCGCCCAAGCCUUUGGAAAGGCGUUCCAUCGCAUCGCCCAAUUUGAUCGAUCCCCAACGAAUAUCAUCUGAAUUAGCCCAGAGAGAAGACAGUUUUGGCAUUCGAUCAACAGUGGGCAAUAUGUUCAAUUCAACUCUCAAAUUAAUCCUAAGGCAUAGUAUCGCCUAUGAAACCAAUCCAAAGAGAGGGUUUCCCAUGAAUAAUUUUCAGCUGGAUAAACCUUUGAAUGCAAUAGAAACAAUGAACCUGAAACAUGUUUGUUUGCCGCGCAUAAUUUCGUCAUUUAAGUUUCCAAGCGAAUUUUCAGCAGAACAACUAAUGUCUGAGGCUCAAAAGACUAAGUCAAACCGCUUGAUAAAAAGGGUUGAACCUGAAAUAGUUGCGGAAGUUGAACGGCCGACGCAAACCUUUGAUUACACUUUGCAGGAAUGCUCCGAAAGGAUGUUUCCCGUUUUUGAAAUAGUAGCUCCUGUGGAUUUCACACCUGCUAAUUUUACGACUACCCUCGAUUCUCCCGACACAUCAACAGCGUUUGGGCUAGUGUCCACAUUGGAUACGAUUAAACAAAAAUAUUUGGAGAAGCCGCUGCAUUUGAUCAAUCAAAUCCAAGUUACGCAUAAGAAGUUCGAGAAAAAGUGGGAAAAAGUACUAGAGGUCAGAGAAAGUACCUUUAGUGUUAAGAGUAGAAUGUCUUCCCAAGAGCUAAGGGACAGAAAAAGUCAAGCUGACAGAAAGAGUUUUGGAGAUGUAAACACGAAAAAGAUUGUUUCAGAUUUAAUGUUUCAAAAGAGUGGCUCAGUUACCAUGGCCGUUGGCGGUGCUCAGGAUCAUAAGAUAACCAGCAGGAGUGGAUCUCUGGCUAAGCGAAGAUCGACGCGAAAGAGUGGAAAACUGGAAGAAAACGCUGUGGAAACGCAUGUACAGGAAGCGCCAAUAUUAUUAAACCACUGGACGAAACGGUACAUAUUCGAAUCUUCAAUGGAUCCCACGACCAACACACUCACCUUCAGAACUGACCGUCUGGGCAUUUUUGGAUUGGCCUUCAAGAGGUAUGAGCACUUUCCAUUCAGUGAUUGGAGUCUGCAGCCUAAUGAGGAAAAUCCAGAUGAAAUUAUUUUCAACCUGGAUACAUUUCAUGUUCGAAUGAUCUUCUACAUCACAUCCAAGGGAGUGCGGGGCUAUGUGACCGAUCUGAACAAGGGUUACACGGCCAAGCCAGUUAAGUACCUUGAGAUUGCGGAGCCCAUCUCCGAUUUUCGGGAAUUACGAAAGUUACUCGUGGAAAGGAAUCUAAACAUUUUCGCGGAGAACGAUGCUAAUUAUUAUAUAACAAAUGGUUAUUUUUCCAUCAAACACAUGGCCACUGAGCUGCACAUCUACAAUACCAUGGCCAUGCAAUGUAAGCAAAUGAAAUUCUACCGAUCUAGUUGGAAUCAACUGGCCCAACGACGUGACAUUAUCAUGAACAUGAAGAUUGCAAAGGACAACUCGGACUAUUCGGAAGUCACAAUGCGUAUCACACCCGAAAAGACAACGUUUGUAAAGAUCUUCGAGAUGUGUUCGGAUGACAUAAAUGUCAUCAAGCUGCGUUACGAAGAAACUUGGCGGAACGUGAACCACUAUAAUGACUUCAGUCAGGCCAUCUAUUCGAUGAACCCUCAUUCCCUGGAGGGCUGUAAUAAAGAAGCAAUGCUUUUUGUCUACAUUAAGAGGCUUUUAAACGAGAUUCGUCCAUUAAGUUUCUCCUAGG